UUUGAAUCGACGUGUUUAUACGCUUUUUAAAAUAUUUUAUUCGACGGUAAAAAAUAUCUAUAUUUGUAACAUUGGCAUGUAAAGAAAAUCGAACAAACGAACGAAUUUCAAAAAUAGAAAUGUUUUUAAAAACACUGCCUUUGUUUAUGGCCAUAAUGGCGGCCCUGGCCGCGGCCGAAGACGAUAACCCAGCUGCGGAUCAACUCGUUUUAUUUAAAAAUAGGACUGAGGGACCUAUUGCCAUCAUGACUACCGCUGCAGGAGCACCAAUAGAAUAUCAAUCCACAAUUACAUUGAAUAAACGAUUGCUCUUCAACGAGUUUUUAAUGGACAGUUUGACCCACGUUGUCAGAGAAAGAAUACCAGAACGACUAGUCCACGCUAAAGCCGCAGGAGCAUUCGGGUAUUUUGAAGUAACUCACGAUAUUUCUGACAUAUGCAGGGCGAAGUUAUUCAAAAUGGGCGAGAAGACUCCUAUAGCUGCGAGGUUUUCCCUAGUGAUCUCCGAACGUGGUGGCAGCGACACACAAAGAGAUGUUCGAGGAUUUGCCCUCAAAUUUUAUACUAAAGACGGGAACUUCGACAUUGUUGGCUUCAACACACCCAUGUACGCCUACAAGGAUCCCAUACUCUUCCCUACAUUCGUACGAUCACAGAAAAGAAACCCAGCCACGGACCUACAUGAUCCCAAUAUGUUGUGGGACUACAUAACCAUAAACCCUGAAAGUUUCCACAUGUUUUUACUAUAUUUCAGUGAUCGUGGAAUCCCAGAUGGCUAUCGACAUAUGCCUGGAUUUGGUAUUCACACUUAUCAAGUUGUUAAUAAUCGUAGCGAGAAUCACUUCAUUAGGUUCCAUUUCCUACCAGAUGCUGGCAUCAAAAACAUAUUGUCAGAGGAAGCAAGGCGAAUAGCAGGUUUUGAUACAGACUAUUCAACAAGAGAUUUAUACAAUGCUAUCGAGACUGGAAACUUCCCCAGCUGGACGGCAAGCAUUCAGGUAUUAACUGAGAGUGAUGUCAAAAAUGCAGGAUUCGAUGUGUUUGACGUUACAAAAGUAUUGCCUCAGGAUAAAUACCCUUUGAAACCUUUGGGUCGCUUCGUAUUGAACAGAAAUCCUGUGAAUUACUUUGCCGAAAUUGAACAGUUGGCUUUUAGUCCCGCGAAUUUAGUAGAUGGCAUUUUGGGAGGACCAGAUAAAGUGUUUGAAGCUCGACGUUUGGCCUAUAGAGAUGCUCAGUAUCACCGCUUGGGAGGUAACUUUUUGAGAAUACCCGUAAACUGUCCCAUGCGCCAUAAAGCUUACCCAUACAACCGUGAUGGUGUGCCUCCUCUGAAUGAUAAUUUAGGAGACAUACCUAAUUACUAUCCUAAUUCUUUUAAUGGUCCUGUUCCAUAUGUGGACAACAAUGUUGGUGAACUGAUAGAGAUAUAUCAGGAUGAACCGAACAACUUCGACCAAUCUCGUGAAUUAUACGUGAAUGAAUUGGACGCUGAAGAGAAGAAGAGACUGGUAGAGAACAUAGUGUAUAGCUUGAAGAAUGCAGCCGGAUUUUUGCAAAAACGAGCUAUAAAGAUGUUUAAGCGAAUUCAGCAGGACCUUAGUGAGAGGGUGGAGCGAGCUCUGCGGAACGCGACAAUGAACCCUCACUGUCAUGAUAAUUAAAUCUAUGUUGAACAAACAAUAUAUAAUAUUCAAUAUUAA
Messenger RNA from Spodoptera frugiperda (fall armyworm), 1703 nucleotides. RefSeq names its product catalase-like. Gene Ontology annotation, molecular function: catalase activity; heme binding. The record is from RefSeq and is a predicted model, not a curated record. The transcript is spliced from 2 exons. Gene Ontology annotation, biological process: hydrogen peroxide catabolic process; response to hydrogen peroxide. Lineage: Eukaryota; Metazoa; Arthropoda; Insecta; Lepidoptera; Noctuidae. Gene Ontology annotation, cellular component: cytoplasm; peroxisome; mitochondrion. The coding region runs from base 120 to 1664 and encodes 514 amino acids.